CAUCGACCGAGGCUUUGGGGUUUUUUUCUGUCAGGAAACCCGGAUGUGAGUGAUGCUGCUCAGCUAACCUGCCAGAAAACGGAGAGGGGUUUUUUUGGUAAUCACGGUGGAAGUCAACCACACAGCAAUCCGCAGAGAAUACGGAACGUGUAACUUUCCUCUGAAAGAAUCGAAAACAAACAAAUAAACCACGGUCUGGCUGUUGAGAGCAGUGCAGCAGGAUGAGUGGGGCUGCUCUGGGAAUCGAGAUCGUGGUGGUGUUCUUCCUGGCGCUCUUCCUGCUGCACCGAUAUGGAGACUUCAAGAAGCAGCAGCGCAUGGUGUUGUUCGGCACGCUGCUGGCCUGGUACCUGUGCUUCCUCAUCGUCUUUAUCUUGCCGCUGGAUGUCAGCACGACCAUCUACAAACAGUGCAAGAUAGACCAUAAGGAGUCGACCUCUGUUCCCACCGGCAGCCCGUUACCGUUCAACCACACCACAGCAAACACAUCUGUCACUCCCACCAAGAGGACACCAAAGCCGUGCUACAAGCCGUGGAGCUACAUUCCUGAUGGCAUCAUGCCCGUGUUCUGGAGGGUGGUGUACUGGACGUCCCAGUGUCUCACCUGGCUGCUGCUGCCCUUCAUGCAGUCGUACGCUCGCUCUGGAGGCUUCUCCAUCACCCGGAAGAUUAAAACAGCUCUGAUAGAGAACGCUAUAUACUACCGGACCUACCUGCUCAUCUUUGGCUCCCUGCUAAUCUACGUGGCUGUUCACCCUGAGUGGCACUUGUCCUGGUACGAGCUGCAGACCAUCGGCAUCACAGCAGCCAACACCUGGGGUCUGUUCCUGCUGGUGCUGCUGCUCGGGUACGGCCUGGUGGAAAUCCCCCGCUCCUACUGGAACGCUUCACGCCACGGGCACCUGCUCAUCAAGACGUACUUCAAGGCGUCCAAGCUGAUGACAGAGAAGGCGGACGCUGAGGAGAACCUGGAGGACAUCAUGGAGGAGGUGAGAAAGGUCAGUGAAGCCAUCAAGUAUAACCAUCCGCUGAGGAAGUGCGUCGAUACAAUCCUCAGAAAGUGCCCGGUGGACUACCAAGACAAGAUGGGCAGGAACAUGGACGACUACGAGGACUUCGAUGAUAAACAGAACACGUACCCCAGUGAGAAGAGUCUGGUGAAGCUUCAUAAGCAGGUGAUCUACGCCGUUCAGAGGCACAACAGGACCCGAGUCCAGUGGCAGAUCCUCCUGCAGCAGGCCGUCCACCUGGAGGACGUAGCUAAGAACGAGGCCAGCUCCACCCACCAGUUUGUGCACAGCUUCCCGCCCUCUGAGCCGGCCGGCUUGUUCGUCAGAUAUGUCUACACACUGACUGUAGAGUGGUACUGGGAGUGCCUCCUGAAGCGCUGGUUUUACCGGCUGCUGUCGGUGGUCCUGACUCUGUUCAGCGUGGCCGUGGUCUGGUCCGAGUGCACCUUCUUCAGCACCCGGCCCGUGCUCUCCCUGUUCGCCGUGUUCAUCCAGCUGGCAGAGAGAGACUACAACUACCUGUACAUCGAGAUGGCGUGCUUCGUCACCAUCUUCUUCCUGUGUACCUGCGUGUACUCCACCGUGUUCCGCAUCAGGGUCUUCAACUACUACUACCUGGCCUCCCAUCACCAGACCGACGCUUACAGCCUGCAGUUCAGCGGCAUGUUGUUCUGCCGUCUGACUCCUCCUCUGUGUCUGAACUUCCUGGGGUUGAUCCACAUGGACUCUGCCAUCUCCCACCAGCAGAAGGAGCAGACGGCCUACACCUCUAUCAUGGGGUCGAUGCGUGUUCUCUCUUUCAUCGCUAAUGGCUUCUACAUCUACUACCCCAUGCUGAUAGUGAUCCUCUGCAUCGCCACCUACUUCAGUCUGGGGACUCGCUGCCUGAACCUUCUGGGCUUCCAGCAGUUCAUGGGCGACAGUGAGAUGACCUCUGACCUGAUUGAUGAGGGAAAGGAGCUGAUCCGACGAGAGAAAAGGAAGCGGCAAAGGAUCGAAGAUGGCGAGAACAGACGGAGAGUGAGUGGCUUCGAUUUUUCCCUUGUUCAGACACAUGAUGCAUGAAAGAAAAACAGAAAUCAGUCUGAGAACAGUCUGAAUUUAUUUUAAUACUAACUAGUGUUUAGGAAAUUCCUUCUUUACAGCUGUCAAAUGUGAAUCAGAACAGGUGUUUAAGGUGUUGUAGUUAACAACACUGUGUCCACGAACUGCUCAGCAGCUCCAGAGCCAGAGGUUUCCCCCAGGAGGCGGUGGAGACCAAACCCAGAGCGAACAGAGAGGGAGCACUGGGCUGAGGCUCCUCAGGGGGACACGGACACACUGUGCACGGAGGAGGAUGUUGUAACUGCUGGAUGUGGCAGCUUUUUGUCAACAUGUGUGAAAUAAUGUCUGCAGCACAAUGCACUUGGCAGCACACUGCGUGCGCGACGUCAGUGUUUUGCAUUCGACUACUGAGUCCCCCGUGCUGUCUCCACCU
Molecule: messenger RNA, 2487 nt
Organism: Monopterus albus (swamp eel)
Lineage: Eukaryota; Metazoa; Chordata; Actinopteri; Synbranchiformes; Synbranchidae
Gene: lmbrd2b
Product: LMBR1 domain containing 2b
Exons: 15
Coding region: 222-2075 (617 amino acids)
Biological process (GO): adrenergic receptor signaling pathway
Cellular component (GO): membrane
Source: RefSeq, a predicted model, not a curated record